This is a messenger RNA of Solanum lycopersicum (tomato), 730 nucleotides long. RefSeq lists its product as uncharacterized. The record is from RefSeq and is a predicted model, not a curated record. Lineage: Eukaryota; Viridiplantae; Streptophyta; Magnoliopsida; Solanales; Solanaceae. Gene Ontology annotation, molecular function: fatty acyl-CoA hydrolase activity.
AAUUCCGACCGUCUAACAUCACACAAAACACCCAUCAUACACAUGGGGUUGAAUUAGCUGAAUACGUCACAAAAGCCAUAAGAUAAUUGAAUUGGGUGUGCAAAAUUGAGAUGGAUAUCGAAUCGUUGAAGAAAUUCUUGGAGAAAGAAGGAGGAAGCUAUGAAACCUCAGUGGAUUCCAUGCCUUCAAGAUUUAUUGAACCCUUUGUUUGCCAUGGGAUAAAGGUUGACCUUGUUGAGCCGGGUCGGAUUCUCUGUUCAUUCAAAGUCCCUCUUCGUCUAGUGAAUGCCGGUAAUUUUCUACAUGGUGGAGCUACGGCGACUCUGGUGGAUAUUAUGGGUUCUGCUGUUGUUCAUACUGUAGGUGCGCCAUUGACUGGUGUGUCACUUGAGAUCAACGUUUCAUAUUUGGAUGCUGCUUAUCUCGGAGAGGAAAUCGAACUUGAAGCCAAAGUAUUACGAGUUGGGAAGUCAAUCGCUGCUGUCACUGUUGAGUUGAGGAAGAAAAAGACGGGGAAGAUAGUUGCACAAGGUCGCCAUACCAAGUAUUUGGCUGUCAAUAGUAAGCUUUGAGCUAUAUAUACUUUCUGAAGAAAUUUCCCAUACAUAUAUGGGACGUGAAUUCAUAAGUAGUUUUGGCAUGUAUUGUGCAAUUGAACAUUCAAGUAUGAAAUAUUUUUUAUCUCAAUGAAUGAUCGUUGUUAUAAUGAGAUUUGACUGUAUUACGAAAA